ACUAGAACAGAUUAUUCCUUCAGCUUUUCUCAUUUUGCAUGAUCAGACUUUUUUCUUUUCUAAGCUAACCGAACUAUUGAAACCCUCUCCUUUGCCUUCGCCUCUCGGCAAUCAAGGAAUGUUGAUCAUCAAAAGUUAGUUGCAUAUAAAUUGCAUGAUGAGUGAGUCUGCGGAAAGCAACUUGAACACGAACACGAUGAAGAAUGUUGGAAUCAGUGAUUAUUUAUCAAUUUUUAAAGAUAAUGGAACAUAUGGGGUCACUUGUGCUGUCAUUGUUGCCAUAGUUACACCUAUACUACUUUCCCUGGUACUUCAAGGGAGAAAAAAGUUGAAGCAGAGAGGAGUUCCAGUUCAAGUUGGUGGUGAGGCUGGCUUUGCGGUGCGCAAUGCUAGAUUCCCCAAAUUAGUCGAGGUUCCUUGGGAAGGGGCCACAACCAUGGCAGCACUGUUUGAACAGUCAUGUAAAAGAUAUUCACAACAAAACUUUCUUGGGACUAGAAAGGUUAUUGCUAAGGAUCUUGUUACAUCUAGUGACGGGAGAAAAUUUGAGAAGCUUCACUUGGGAGAGUACCAGUGGGAAACUUAUCGACAGAUAUUUGAUCGUGCAUGCAACUUUGCAUCUGGUCUUCUUAAAUUAGGUCAUGACGUGGAUACCCGUGCUGCCAUUUUUUCUGAAACCCGAGCAGAGUGGCUCAUUGCAUUCCAGGCAUGCUUCCGGCAGAACAUCACCGUUGUUACCAUUUAUGCAUCUUUAGGAGAUGAUGCCCUAAUUCACUCAUUAAAUGAGACUCAAGUUACAACCCUGAUUUGUGAUUCCAAGCAACUGAAGAAGUUGGCUGCCCUAAGUUCAAGCCUGACUACCCUUAGAAACAUUAUCUAUUUUGAUGAUGAGGACUCUUCCAGUGGUUCCACUGUUACUCAAGAAAGCGGUAACUGGCAAGUUUCCUCUUUCUCGGAGGUGGAGAAGCUUGGAAGAAAUAAUCCCGCUCAGCCUAAUCUGCCAAUCAAGAAAGACAUUGCUGUGAUAAUGUACACAAGUGGCAGCACAGGCCUCCCAAAGGGUGUUAUGAUGACUCAUGGCAAUAUUGUGGCCACUGCGGCAGCAGUUAUGACUGUGAUCCCGAGCAUUGGAAGAAAGGAUGUCUACUUAGCAUACUUGCCUCUAGCUCAUGUAUUCGAACUAGCUGCUGAGACUGUCAUGUUAACUGCGGGUGCUGCAAUUGGUUAUGGCUCGGCACUGACGUUGACAGACACAUCCAACAAAAUAAAAAAAGGAACCAAGGGAGAUGCCUCUGUGUUAAAGCCUACGUUGAUGGCAGCUGUUCCCGCUAUACUUGACCGUGUCAGAGAUGGUGUUGUGAAGAAGGUUGAGGAGAAAGGAGGUAUUGUUAAGAAACUUUUCAAGAUUGCUUACAGUCGCCGGCUGGUGGCAAUUGAAGGAAGCUGGUUUGGGGCAUGGGGAGUAGAAGCUCUGUUGUGGGAUAUAGUUGUUUUUAAAAAGAUAAGGUCUAUCCUUGGAGGAGAAAUUCGAUUCAUGCUUUGUGGUGGAGCUCCUUUAUCUGGAGAUACACAAAGAUUUAUCAACAUUUGCAUGGGGGCUCCCAUUGGUCAAGGAUAUGGCCUGACAGAAACAUGUGCUGGUGCUGCAUUUUCAGAGUGGGAUGACAUUUCUGUUGGGCGUGUUGGUCCUCCUCUUCCUUCUUGCUACAUCAAGCUUGUUUCUUGGGAAGAAGGUGGUUACACAAUAUCUGAUAAGCCUAUGCCACGAGGAGAGGUUGUUGUUGGUGGGGCCAGUGUGACUGCUGGUUACUUCAGUAAUGAUGCCAAAACUGCAGAAGUGUACAAGGUUGAUGAAAAAGGCAUGCAUUGGUUCUAUACUGGUGAUAUUGGAAGGUUUCACCCAGAUGGAUGCCUCGAGAUUAUCGACAGGAAGAAGGAUAUUGUGAAGCUUCAACACGGGGAAUACAUCUCGCUUGGCAAGGUUGAGGCUGCACUUGUUUCGAGCAAGUAUGUAGAAAACAUCAUGGUCUAUGCAGAUCCAUACCACAACUUUUGUGUUGCUCUAGUUGUGCCUGCACGUCAGACCCUUGAAGGAUGGGCCAAAGAAUCUGGAAUUAAGUACAAUGACUUCCCAGAGUUGUGUGAGAAAGCAGAAGCUAAAAAUGAGGUCCAACAGUCACUUCUCAAGGAAGCAAAAGCAGCAAAACUGGACAAGUUCGAAAUCCCAGCAAAGAUCAAGUUGCUGCCGGAUCCCUGGACUCCAGAAUCUGGGCUGGUGACUGCCGCUCUCAAACUAAAAAGGGAGCAAUUGAAGGCCAAGUUUAAGGAUGAGCUCGACAAGUUGUACAAGUGAAAAACACUUCCUCCAGAUGUUAAAAAUAAUCCUCCCAUCAAUCUUUUCUGCUCAACUUUUGACACAGUUUUCCUUCCGUAGAUUAAUCAUCUUCCUCUGCUGCGUGUUUACAAGAUUAAGACCCUCGUCACUAAAUUUUAAUUCAAUAAUGGCAAUAACUUGUGGGAAUAUAGGGAAUGCA
Molecule: messenger RNA, 2534 nt
Organism: Sesamum indicum (sesame)
Lineage: Eukaryota; Viridiplantae; Streptophyta; Magnoliopsida; Lamiales; Pedaliaceae
Gene: LACS8
Product: AMP-dependent synthetase and ligase family protein
Cellular component (GO): endoplasmic reticulum; membrane
Molecular function (GO): long-chain fatty acid-CoA ligase activity
Source: RefSeq, a predicted model, not a curated record